This is a messenger RNA of Phlebotomus papatasi, 1201 nucleotides long. RefSeq names its product guanine nucleotide-binding protein subunit beta-like protein (gene Rack1). Gene Ontology annotation, biological process: rescue of stalled cytosolic ribosome; positive regulation of protein phosphorylation. Lineage: Eukaryota; Metazoa; Arthropoda; Insecta; Diptera; Psychodidae. Gene Ontology annotation, cellular component: nucleus; cytosol. The transcript is spliced from 3 exons. Gene Ontology annotation, molecular function: protein kinase C binding; translation regulator activity; ribosome binding. The record is from RefSeq and is a predicted model, not a curated record. Bases 114 to 1067 code for a protein of 317 amino acids.
AAUUCUCGUUUGGCGGCGCUGGCUCAGCGACUUUCUUUUCUUUUGCAUCCGUCGAAGAGUGAAGACGUGUCUGCGAGUUUUUCUGUGAAAUUGCGUGAAGAAAUUAGUGCAAAAUGACUGAAACUCUUCAACUACGUGGUACUCUGUCCGGCCACAGUGGAUGGGUCACGCAGAUUGCCACAAAUCCCAAAUAUCACGAUAUGAUUUUGUCUUCUUCCCGAGACAAGACGCUGAUUGUGUGGAAGUUGACCCGGGAUGAGAACAACUACGGAAUCCCCCAGAAGCGCCUCUACGGCCAUUCUCACUUCAUCAGCGACGUCGUCCUCUCAUCCGAUGGCAACUACGCUCUGUCUGGGUCAUGGGACAAGACCCUGCGCCUCUGGGAUUUGGCUGCCGGAAAGACAACGCGUCGUUUUGAAGAUCAUACCAAGGAUGUCCUGUCCGUGGCAUUCUCCGUGGACAAUCGUCAGAUUGUCUCUGGGUCCAGGGACAAGACCAUCAAAUUGUGGAAUACCCUGGCUGAGUGCAAGUACACCAUUCAGGAUGAGGGUCAUACCGAUUGGGUGUCUUGUGUGAGAUUCUCACCCAAUCACGCCAAUCCCAUCAUUGUGUCAUCCGGAUGGGAUCGCACCGUCAAGGUGUGGAAUUUGACAAAUUGCAAGCUAAAGACCACUCAUACUGGUCACGCUGGAUACUUGAAUACCGUCACAGUGUCUCCGGAUGGUUCCCUGUGCACUUCUGGUGGCAAGGACCACAAGGCUCUCCUCUGGGAUCUCAAUGAUGACAAACUCCUGCACACUCUGGAUCACAAUGACAUCAUCAAUGCCCUGUGCUUCAGUCCCAAUAGGUACUGGCUCUGUGUGGCCUAUGGACCGUCAAUCAAGAUCUGGGAUUUGGCCUGCAAGAAGACCGUCGAUGAGUUGCGUCCGGAAGUUGUUUCGCAGAAUUCCAAAUCUGACCCACCUCAGUGUCUGUCACUGGCUUGGUCCACAGACGGACAGACCCUCUUUGCUGGGUACUCUGACAACAAAAUCCGCGUCUGGCAGGUGUCUGUGACUGCCCGCUAGGGCGGAGUCCAUUUCUCCCCGAGGGAUGGGUGUGUAUCUUGGAUGAAUAAAGGUACAUGAAAUGGAAAAUUUAUUGUUUUCAACCAACAUUAAGUGUAAUUUAGGAAUAAAUUUUAUAUUUAAUUUUUAAUGAA